Messenger RNA from Drosophila persimilis, 6206 nucleotides. RefSeq names its product la-related protein Larp4B (gene Larp4B). The record is from RefSeq and is a predicted model, not a curated record. The coding region runs from base 374 to 5137 and encodes 1587 amino acids. The transcript is spliced from 10 exons. Gene Ontology annotation, biological process: positive regulation of translation. NCBI's taxonomy places the organism in Eukaryota, Metazoa, Arthropoda, Insecta, Diptera, Drosophilidae. Gene Ontology annotation, molecular function: mRNA 3'-UTR binding. Gene Ontology annotation, cellular component: cytoplasmic stress granule; cytosol.
GAGGAGCAGCCGCAGCAGCAGUAGUAUAAAUAAAUAGCGAAGCAGCGAAAAGAAGUGUUGCAGCUAUUUUGCGUUUGAUUGUUCGCAUCGCAUUGUAAUCAAGUUUCAUGCAAUAAGAAUAUAUCAAAGUGAAAAUCAAAUUUUCCAAAUCGAAAAGCCUCCUCGACUGGGUGGCAACACGACUGCCACUGUGUGCGUGUGUAUAUGUCUGUGUGUGUGUGAGUGUGCCGCGUGUGACUGUGUGUGUGUGUGAGUGCUCCGAGUUAGUGUUGAGGCGUUCCGUUCGCUCGAAAAAAGAAAAAAUAAAUAUAUUUUAAAGCAAACCGACUGUGUCUUUGUGUCGAAUUUCCGGAUAAAUUCAACAUACGUUACCAUGGAAUAUUACUUAGGAGGAUAUGUCUUAAUGAAUGGAGAUGCAGUCAAGAUCCAACCGCCGGUCUACGCCAAUGUUCCUGUCGAAACGGCAAUGUUAGCUACCAACUUGUUCGGCACCACAGCACAGAUCGCAGCCCCAAACGCAGCAGCCCACAUACCAUUGAUCACAGCCGCCCCAACAGCUGCUGCCCCCGCUCCAGUCGCAGCCGUGGCAGCGCCACAGACCGCUCCGCUUUCACAUCAGCAUCCACAGCAGGUUCAGGUUCAGGUGCAGCAACAGCAGCAGCAACCGCAUCCACACCAGCAGCAGAUUAUUGCUCAUACACACGCCCACCAACAACACCAGCAGCAGCAGCAGCAACAGUCUCCUCAGACCAUUCAGGCUCAUCCCGCACAGCAUUUGCAAUACGGACAUCCGCCUCCGCCGCCACAGGCACAGGGCGUGGCUAACUCCGCAGUGAUUGUAGGAGGAGGAGGAGGAAGCGCUGCCGGUGCCGGUGCCGCUGCUGAGAGCAUCGAUAAUCCAGAAUUCGCCAUCAUGAAUGGGGCAAUUGGCCAGACCCAAGAUGGCACCGUCGUCUGCUACACAACCGAUGCUCUGGUACCUGGUGUUAAUAAUACGAAUUUAGUUGCAAUCGAGCCGCAACCCCAACACAUUGUAGUGCCGGUUCAGGUUCCUGUUCCAGUUUCCGUUCAGCUACCGGUCACAGUGCCUGCCAAUGGACCGCUGCCCACCCAGAACCCAGAGCUGCAGCAGCAGCAACAGCCACAGCAGGGUAGCAACCCCAAUGCCGCAGCCGGAGACGAUCCGAAUCUACCGAUAGACAAGCUCAAGCAGAUGUUGGCUACUCAGCUUGAGUACUACUUUUCCAGAGAGAAUCUGGCCAACGAUUCUUACCUGCUGUCGCAGAUGGACAGCGACCAAUAUGUGCCCAUAUGGACUGUGGCCAGAUUUAAUCUUGUUAGGAAACUAAGCAAGGACAUCAAACUUAUUACGGAGGUGCUGCGUGAGUCGCCCAACGUUCAGGUGGAUGACGAGGGUCUGCGCGUGCGUCCCAAUCGCAAGCGUUGCAUCAUCAUAUUGCGCGAGAUAUCCAACAACACUCCCCUCGAUGACGUCAAGGCUCUUUUCAGCAACGAGAACUGCCCGAGGCCGAUCUCCUGCGAGUUUGCUGCCAACAAUUCGUGGUACAUCACAUUCGAGUCGGACGAGGAUGCGCAAAAGGCCUUUAAGUAUCUGCGCGAGGAGAUCAAGGAGUUUCAGGGCAAGCCCAUUAUGGCGCGCAUUAAGCCCAAAUCGUUUAUCAAUAGAAUACAAGCUGUACCAAAUAUUAAGAACGGCUACCGUCUCACAUCGCCACCGACUGCCGCAGUUUAUGAUCCUUCCGGUGCUGGGGCUGCCGCUGUCAGCUAUACGACCGCCCCACAGCGAUACUUGUAUACCACCAAUGGGACAGUCCUUGGCCCCGCCUCAGUUCCCUACAAUAAUCAGGUAGUGAUUCCGAUUCAACAGAAUCAAUUCUAUCCCGGCUUGAUGGCUGGUCCAUGGCCACCCGGCACUGUGACCGCUGCCGGCCACGGCCAGAACUUCUAUGAGAUUGGUGGCAACAUCUAUGCCACCAAUCCGUUGGCUCCGCAGGCUGUAGCCAGCUUCGCAGCCGCACCUCCACCCACCGCACAAACGAUUGUCACAUCCAAACCGCAGGGUGGUGGCGGUGGCCGCUACAACAACAAUAAUCACCGUGGCAAUCCCAACAAUAUGGGCGGUGGUGGCAACUCGGGACCACGCGGUGAGCCCCGAAACAAACCCCCGCGCAACACACAGACUCCAUCCCAUAUCCAGAGCGGCAGCAUUGUGCCCAUCCAGCUAGCGGGAGGCAUUCCCGGCGGCAUGGUGAGCGUGGUGCCCGCCAAUAUUGUGGAUCCCCUACAACAGGCUUCGCUGCAGCAGGCCCAGCAACAGCCGGUUCACCAGCAGCUACAGCAGCAGCCGACAAGUUCCGCCCAUGUCCAAGUCCAACAGCAGCAGCAGCAGCAGGCAACGGGGCAGGUGAACAACUCCAAUCGCCACUAUAAUACAAUAAAGAGUAAUAAUUGGAAGGGUGGAAUGCAGAAGAACCUGGACAAAAGCUAUGGCGGUGCGGUGGCCACUCACCACCACUACAGCACCCAGGCCCAGGGUCUGUCCACACAUGGCCACCAUCUCCAGGCCCAGCAGCAACAGCAGCAACAACAACAGGGACAGGGACAAUCACAACAGCAGCACUAUCAUUUGGCUUCCUCUAGCGGCGCGAGCACACCUCAGGUAUCUUAUGCCAGUGCUCAGGCUACGGCUACCUUGACGCUGGCCCCGCAGCCCAGCCAACACCAACAUCAUCUGGUGGCCCAUCAUGCCGCCCAGCAACAGACGCAGCAGCAGCAGCAGCCGCCGCAGCAUCAGCAGCAAGUUGAGCUGCAGGAGGCGGGAGAGAACGUGGAGCAUGGUUCGCAUGGGAUGCAACAGGUAAAUCGCAGCAGCAACAUGUCGGCCAGCUCCUCCUCGUCGAUGGCCACAUCAAUCAGCAAGGAGCCGCUGCAAUGGCAGACGCGUCCACGUCGUCGUCGUCGCGAUGAGGAGGGCGGUACUAUCAAUUAUUCUCCAAGCGGUCGAGUGGGGCUCUUUGGCACCUCACCCUCCGCGCCGCAUCAGCAGCAACAGCAGAUGAUUUCAUCGUCUUCGUCUUCCGCCAGCAAUGUGCAGUCGGGCAACGGCGGUCCCUCCCAUCGCGGCGGUGAUCGGGAGAGCCAUUACAAUAUUCACGAUGUACCACCACCACAGCCCCAGCACCGGGGCAACUACAAGGGCAACAACUAUAAUCCUAACUAUCACGCCCAGCACUCGUCCAUGUCGAACAGCUCCCAUCACCAUCACCACAACGCCCUGUCCUCGCAGCACCACCUGCCAGCGGGACAGCAGCAGGGCUCGAGUCACCAUUAUCACCACCAUCAUCACCACAAUUCCAUUGGCAGUAAUGUGGGGAACAGCGGAGGAGUGGGCGUCAGCAGUGGAGCUGCAGCCGCAGUCGCUGGAUCUGGGAACAACAGCGUGUCGGGUGGAAACGGCAAUGCCACCAAUGAGCGUGGCAUGCAUCACGUUUCCCUGGGCUAUCAGGGACACCAGCAUCAGCAACAACAACAACAGCAGCAGCAGCAGCAACAACAGCAGCAGCAACAGCAACAACAACAACAGCAGCCGGCAGCGCCAGUGCAACCGCCGCAGUUUGAUCUAGAGGCAACCGCCUUCCCACCACUGCCAGCCUCGUCGGCAUCGGUAAGCACGCCACACACUCCUCAGGCCAAUAGUGCGUCCGUGCACAACUCCAACUCGUCCUCCUCUGCGCCUGCCCUAACACAGAAACAAACUCUUCAUCAGCAGCAGCAGCUGAGCGGCAGCGUGGAGAGCACCGAGGAUCAGCGUUCAAGCAAUCAUCAGCAGGGCGAGAGUAGUCCUCAUCUGGCCAACAGUUCCGCUGUCUCUGCCGCUGCCAACAACUGGUCCGAGAACCGCCUCUCGGACGUUGUCCGCACUGGUGGGGGAGGGGCCGGUGCCGGUGGCGGUGGCGGUGGCGGAGGUAAGGGCAAGGCUCGCAAGGAGAUUGUCCAAAGCAAGCACCCACAGCCGCAGCCACAGCCGCAUUUGCCUCCCAACUUCCAACAGCAUCAGCGAAAUGUGCCGGUCAGUCCCACGCCAGCCGUGGAGUACGCGCCCAUCGAGGGCAACAAUACUAAAAACGUUACUAAGCAGAGCUCUAGUAGUAGUUCGACCCAUGUGAUAAAGUGUCUAACACCAAAUAUCAAUGCCAGCAGCAAGGACGAGGCAGCCGCCGCCGGAGUCGGGGUAGGAGCCGGACCUGGUGCUGCCCAGCAGCUGGAUAAAUCAAACAAGACUGAGGAUGAAAUGCAUCCAAAGCAGCCGCUGCUGCAGCAGAAUCCGCAGCAACGUCUGGCCGAAGCCUACGUCCAGACUAUGCAGCAGCAGCAGCAGCCGCCACCGCUGGCUGCCCACAACGAUUAUGCAAGGGGCGCGGAGGCAAUCACUGCCGUGCCCGCGGGCGCUGGCGCCUGCAGUGUGGCGACAGUUGCGACCGGUUUGACCGCCAGCCUGGCCGAGUGCAGCCUCAGCCAGCACAAGAAACCGCCCUCCGUUGCCGCCCUGCACGCCAAGAAGGAGGCAAGCCUGACCAAGGAUUCAGCCAGCAAGAAGAGCGUUGCCACCUCAACAUCGAACGAGAACAUUGCCGCCGCCACGGCAAGUAAGCUCAGUUACGCUCAGGUGGCCCAGCAUCACAAGGCCUCCACUGACAGCAAGGAUGGAAGUGCCUCCACAGGCACCCUCUCGCCCACUGGCAGCCAGAAAAUGGAUCUAGUCUUCGGCGAUCCCUCCACAAUCGCUGCCGCAGUGGAGAAAAGUGUGAUCGCCACCGAGAAGCGUGUAGCAGGAGGAGCCUCCCCGGUCGUCAAUGCUGUGCCGUCUGGCAAAGGGGCCAGCGGCAUACAGACAUUGAAUUCAGCUCAAGUCAGCAAUGCAGUCGGUGCCAAGGAGAAAGAUGCCCGCUCCCAUGCCUCUCCCAUGGGCGGUGGUGGUCGCCACCAGAGCAAGGAGAAACAACAACAACAACAACAUCAGCAACAUUACGGCUCUGGCACAGAGCACAAUACCAAUGCCAAUGUAGGCUCGGGGACCGGCGGCAACCGCAAGUCCAGAGCCCACAACAACUCUUAGGGGAAGGGAAAGUCGUUGCCAAAAGCGAGGCAACUGUGAGCGACCUUUGCAGGAUGCCUCUGAUAAUGCAUCUGCCUGUAUAUAUAUGAAAUUCCAUUUGUAAAUACCAGAACAAUUUUUGUUACAUCUAUAAGUGCUAUAGAUAUUUACCAGUUAACUAAGGAGGCAUACAAAAGCUUUUGCCGCUGCUCAACAGAGAAGAGGAAGAGGAGGAGACGAGGUGGUGGAGUAGCAGGCGGAGCUUGGACCAGUUAUCAUAUUAGUAGGCAAAGGAAUAAAGGAAUAAUGAAUGGUGCAUACCCCUUUCUCCAGCUAUUUACCUGCAUAUAUUUAUAUACGCAUAUAUAUAUGUAUAUGUAUAAUCAGUUAUCGUUUACUGUUGAUCUACGUCUUUACCUAAGAUUGAGGGGUACACCGUGGACUAGAGCAGAGAUGAUAUUUGCAGAAUAACGAACCGAGAGUAGAUGAAUAGAGAAUGGAGAGAGGAUAGUGGAUAGUGGAUAGAGAGGAUAAGUGUAGAGGAAGAUUUGAAUAUGCCUAAGCUAUGAUUACGAUUACCAUUAAUGAUUACCGAGUGAAUAAGUCUAAGUUUUGAUUUUAGUUAGCCAACUUGUAUCGAACGAUAAAACAGAGCAAAAGAAAGAUACACAUUGUAAACGAUUUUACUGAUAAAUUACUGAUGGAACUCAUGCAUCAUGAAUCAUACGUUACGUUGGUUUCGUUAUUAUCUACGUUUAGUAAUUCAUCAAUUUCAUUUAGCUUACACUCACAAACGACACACACCACACCACACACCACACGACAGCACACACACACGAUACACUCACAACAUCUAACUUAAUGUUUAUAGCCAAAACAGAAGUACACAGAUACGAGUAUAUGGCGUAUAUGUUAUCUAUAUACAUAGCUAUGUCUCCGCUAGUCCCACAAGUUAGGGUUACUUCUAUUAAUUAGAUACAUACGAGUAUACAUACAUAUAUAUAUAUAUUGAUAUAUUGUUUUGAACCAUUGUAACAUUUUAUCAGUUGGUCUUGUUUGAGCGAAUGGAUUAUAUUUUUUUGUACACAAA